AUGGGCGGAUUAGGUGUUGUAGUUACUGAAUCUAAGGGUGGCAAAACAAGUGAUUAUCAGCUGACCCUUGCAGUCAAGAGUGGGAAAUUCAGUGCUACAAGAUUCUAUAACCAACAGCUGACAGAGAAUAGAGUUGAUUUUGCAGGAUGGGUUUGGGACAGACUUGUGAUUCCAAAACACAGGUUUGUCUAUUGGCAACUUCUCAACUCGCUGCUUCUAACUCGAGACAAGCUAGUUAGAAUCAUGCCAAUUCAUGACAUCAGGUGUCCCGUUUGUGAGCUGAAGGAAGAAUCGCAUGAUCAUGUUUUGUUUGAUUGCUUGUUUGCUAAACAUGUGAUUAAUCAUAUUUGGUCUUGGCUUGGUCAAGUUACUUGGCCAACUUCCAUCUCUGAUCUUUGUGACAGGUGUUUCUUGGCUCGGCAUGACAUCCAGAACAGAAUGAUUAAUGCAGUGGAUGCUGCCACAUUUUAUCUCAUUUGGCAAAAUAGAAAUAACUGUCUUUUUAACUUGUUUUGUUCUUCCCCACGCAGGAUUAGCCAGGAUGUGUAG
This is a messenger RNA of Cannabis sativa, 549 nucleotides long. RefSeq lists its product as uncharacterized. The record is from RefSeq and is a predicted model, not a curated record. NCBI's taxonomy places the organism in Eukaryota, Viridiplantae, Streptophyta, Magnoliopsida, Rosales, Cannabaceae. Bases 1 to 549 code for a protein of 182 amino acids. The transcript is spliced from 2 exons.